AUGCGAGAGAAUAAGCUGUUCGAGAACCUCAAGAAGUGUAUAUUCGCAGCGAACGAUAUACCGCUUCUUGGCUGCAACGUGGGCAAAAACGGUGUACGCCCUGAUCCGAAAAAGUUCAAGGCGAUUAGCGACUGGCCUUUGCCGGUUGACGUGAAGGAACUUCGAAAGUUCCUUGGCUUAGCGGCGUACUUGCACAAGUACUCGCGCAACUACGCCAGGAUGACCGUACAUCUCUCUGGUUUGUUAAAGAAAAAAGAGAGGUGGUCAUGGAGUGCUGAGUGUCCGCACUCUUUUGAAGGUGUCAAGAAAACCUUGAUGCAAUCGUCUGUGUUAGCGAUUGCAGACCAGGAUAGACCAUUCCACGUGGUCUGUGACGCCAGCGAUUCUGCAAUCGGCUGUGCGUUAAUGCAGUACGACUCAGACGGCGUUGAGCGCGUCGUCUGUUAA
Messenger RNA from Peronospora matthiolae, 447 nucleotides. NCBI's taxonomy places the organism in Eukaryota, Oomycota, Peronosporomycetes, Peronosporales, Peronosporaceae. The record is from the annotation of a GenBank genome assembly.